Paramecium pentaurelia is the source of this 2050-nucleotide messenger RNA. The record is from the annotation of a GenBank genome assembly. NCBI's taxonomy places the organism in Eukaryota, Ciliophora, Oligohymenophorea, Peniculida, Parameciidae.
AUGUAUGGAGAAAUCCCAGAAAUUAUCAUGAUAUGUUUCUCAUUCCUUAUUUUUGUAAUUGAUGUCUAAUUGAAAUAAUCUAAAUUUGAAUAUUCACCAACUUAACUCUCAUCUAAGAAAUUAAGAGAAGAGAAUGAACUGGAUAAAACUGAUAAAUCUGAUAAAAUACAUCUAUAAUCUAUAGCCUAUAGUGAUAAUUAAGCUGGUCACAAAACCAGCACUAAAUGUAAACAUAAUACAUUAUCAAUAUUAGAUUAAUUUCUAUAAAUUCUCGAUGAAUUUCCUGAUGGAGUUGCAUUGAUAAUAUUCAAUGAAAAUAGAGAACCUUAAGUUGAUUUUUGUAAUCAAACUAUGAUGAAUUUAUUACAUACAACUUAAUCAGAGUUAUUAAGUUCUUUAAUGUCACUCAAGAAUUUACAUAUUAUGAAAAAGAAAUAAUAAUCUUAAGAUAUGUCAGCAUCAAUUUCUACAUACAAAAGUAUGUAUUCUCCUGAAAAGCAUAAAAUUGGAAUUGUUAGAUCUAUGUAUCGAGCAUCAACUACAGUUUAGAAUCCUAAUAAUGAGUAGUUCAUCAAUACAAGAUUGAAAUUUUCGAAAAAUGUAAAGUUUUCUAUAAAAAUAGCCUUUCAAAAUGGCUCUAGAAUAGGCUAUUCUGUAAAUUCAUUCUUAAGAAGUACAAUCCUUAUUAACUAAAACUCAAAUAGGAUUUGAUUUACAUACAAUUUUGAAUGGAUAUACUACAUCAUAAUCAAAAAAAGAUGUUUGUAUUGAAAUCAAACUAUUUAUAUCAUAUCUUAAUGAUUAACCUUAAUUAUUGAUCUUGACUAGAGAUGUAUCUUAUAAAGAUUAUAUCAAAUCAAUUAAUCAACAUAGUAAAGCAAAAUCAAAUUCAUUGAAUUUUGUAUCACAUGAAAUUAGAACUCCAAUUAAGUGCAUAAUUUAAUUAUUAGAAGAAAUUGAGUAAAAAAAUGAUACUAUCAAAAAUGUUUUGUGGAAUUGUUAUUAUUUAUUGAAUUUCAGUCAUGAUUUACUUGAUCUUGCAUAAAUAAAAGUUGGAAAAUUUAAAUUACACAAAAUCAAAUUCAAUUUUGAAUAAUUAAUUUUAUAAUUAUUUGAUUUAUUUAGAGUAGAAGCUAAGAGAAAUUCUAUUGCUUUGAAAUUGGAAUAUGAUCAAUAUACACCAAAAGAAAUAUAUAAUGAUGAUGUAAGAAUAAAAUAGGUGUUGAUUAAUUUGAUUGGAAAUGCAUUCAAAUUCACAAUUGAAGGUAGUAUAACAGUAAUUGUAAAGGAUUAAAAAGAUGGGACUUUAGAAAUUAAAAUAAUUGAUACUGGUUUUGGUAUAAGAGAGGAAGAUAGGAAGAAAUUAAUCAAAGCAUUUGGUAGAUUGGAUGAUGAUGAAACAAAAUAAUUCAAUCGAUCUGGUGUUGGAUUAGGAUUAUUAAUUAGUAAUAUGAUAUGUAAGUCACUUUCAACUAAAGAGGCUGGUAUUAAAAUUGAAUCUGAACUUUAUAAAGGAAGUUCUUUCUCAUUUGAAAUAGAUUAUGAGACUGAAUUUGAUACUGUUAUUAUUUGUGGUAAUGAGAGCAAUAAUGAAGAAGAAGAUUUAGUAGAUAUUGAAACCUAACCUCGAAUCCAACGUAUUUAUUCAAAUCAAGCUUUUCGAUAGAGAGAAUUACUAAUUGUUGAUGAUAAUCAAUUUAAUAUUGAUAUUUUGAUUAAGUUAUUUAAUAGAAAGGGAAUAACUAGAAUUGAUUAUGCAAUUAAUUGUUAACAUGCUUUAAAAAUUCUAGAUGAACGGAUUCGAAAUCAUAUAUUUUAUAGAGUUGUUCUCUUAGAUAUUGAAAUGCCAAUUAUUGAUGGUUUUGGAACUGCUAAGAUGAUUAAAGAAUAUGUUAAUGAAACAAUGGCUAUAAUGCCUGUUCUUAUUGCUGUUAGUGGACAUGGAUUACAUAUGAAAUAAUAAACAUUAAAUAAUGGAUUUGUAGAUUAUUAUGAAAAACCAUUAAAAAUUGGAGACAUAGAAGAGAUCAUCACUCGUUAUCUACAAUGA